Molecule: messenger RNA, 912 nt
Organism: Vicia faba (fava bean)
Lineage: Eukaryota; Viridiplantae; Streptophyta; Magnoliopsida; Fabales; Fabaceae
Source: the annotation of a GenBank genome assembly
AUGAUUACUUCUGAAUCUUCGAACAACAUGCAGCUACAACUUCAAGAUGGUACUGCUAGUAGUGUUAAUGUGAUGAGCAACCUCGCACAUGUCAUGGUAGCCUUCAUCGUCGGAUUAAUCGGUGAUAAUUCAGUGAUGGUUGACCAGCAGAAGAUUGUUCCUUACUUACAUCAAACGGAGUCAGGCCGUGUUGCCAAGCUUGAGAUUUUCUCUCACUAUGUUGCUAGGCAAAUGGGAUUUGUAGAUGACGGCGAGGUUCCAGAGUUGUGCAGAUUGGCACGGGACUACUUGAGAAACACUGAAGGUUAUUUUGCUUUUCAUUGGAACCGAGCUUCAUUUAUCAUUACCCAGGUAUUAAGUUCUCAGUCCCAACCCAAAAUAAAUCUCAAAAAUAUUCUUUUGGAAGCCACAAGGGAACAUAGGUUUGAGAGAAUAACAAAGAAACUAAAGGUGGCCAGAGUGUUCUCUACAUUGGUUGAAGAGAUUAAAGCAAUAAAGGGCAACUCGCAAAGUUAUGAUGACAAGGUCUCCAUUGUCCAGAGUGAGAGGAGUCCAAUGUUGCUGCUUAUGGGUGGAGGCAUGGGAUCUGGAAAAAGCACUGUUCUUAAAGACAUUCUUAGAGAAUCAUUUUGGUCAGAAGCUGCAUCCAAUGUUGUGGUUGUUGAAGGAGAUGCUUUUAAGGAGAGUGAUGUCAUUUAUAGAGCUCUUAACUCUAAGGUCCACCAUGAUGAAAUGCUUCAAAGUGCUGAACUGGUGCAUCAGACUUCGACUGAUGCUGCAUCAUCUCUACUAGUGACAGCUUUAAAUAAAGGGCGAGAUGUGAUCAUGGAUAGUAUCUUAGCAUGGGAACCUUUCCUAGAGCAAACUAUUGUUAUGGCAAGAAAUGUUCACAAAAAGCGUUGUCUAAGGUAA